CAGGGAUUUACAACCAUCUUCCCUAAUGGGGAUAUCUGCUUCAUGAGAGCAGGUUAAAGCAUCCAUCCAAAAUGACCAAGAGAACCAAGAUGGCCGGUAUUGUUAGUAAGUAUGGCACUCGAGAUGGUGCUAGUUUGAAGAAACAGAUUAAGAAAAUAGAAGUUAGUCAACAUAGUAAAUACUUCUGCGAGUUCUUUAGGAAGUUUGGAGUGAAGAGGAAGGCUGUAGGAAUAUGUGGUUGCAAGGAUUAUGGAAAAGUGAAAGCAGGAUGUGCAUCUACAAUGAACAGUGCAAGUGUCGUAGAGCUUCGCUCGACUCUCGCACAACUAAAAGAGGAAAUCCAGGGUAAUACAGAUGCAAGUUUAAGGGAUCUUCAUGACUCAAUUGCUCGGGUCAGGACUGCUGUGAGAUGGGUGAAAUCUUCUCAUUCGAGGUCUGUGGGCCAAACAUCCAAUAAGGAUCUUUGUACUGAUAUGCCUACAUGA
This is a messenger RNA of Juglans microcarpa x Juglans regia, 485 nucleotides long. Its product is annotated as 60S ribosomal protein L37a-2-like. The record is from RefSeq and is a predicted model, not a curated record. The transcript is spliced from 5 exons. Bases 72 to 485 code for a protein of 137 amino acids. Gene Ontology annotation, cellular component: ribosome. NCBI's taxonomy places the organism in Eukaryota, Viridiplantae, Streptophyta, Magnoliopsida, Fagales, Juglandaceae. Gene Ontology annotation, molecular function: structural constituent of ribosome. Gene Ontology annotation, biological process: translation.